GCGGAGCGAGCGCGCUCCUCUUUUCGGUCACCGAAAUUUCGCCCGAACGCGGCUCGUUUGGUCAUCCUCGUGUUCGUGUCGAUUUGUCGCGGAGGAUUUCUGGACAUGGGAGGCGGAUUCUGAUUUCGCCAUCGAUCGAUCGAUCGAGUGACAGAGCGAGAGAGCAAGGCUCGAUUUUGAUGCGAGAGGGUGAGAGAGCGAAAGAGUGACGAUCGGUCGGUCGGUUCGUCGAGAGAAGAAGGCAUGGCAGAGGUUCUGAGCUCGGGCGUGGCCUCUGCUCGCAAUGUGGCUCCGUGCUGCUGCUCGUCGUCGUCCGCCCCAUCGCCGCGGCCCUCGUCCCGCCAGCUGCGACGAAUUGCGCUCAAAUUGCACGGCUGCGGAGGAUUGUCUGUGCGGAGGAGUCAGCCGCGCGUGGCUGGCGGCACUGCCGGAAUGGCUCGAGCAUCCAAGAACAUGCUCGACGAUCCUUUCGACUUCGGCGAGGACGAGGACCUGGAGUACGGCGAUUUGAUGUCGGAAGGGAAGCAGGGCGUGGAGCCUCCGCGGCCCCGCAAGGACAAGAACAGCAAGUAUGGAUUUCUGGACUUUCCGGGCUACCACAAUCUGGAGAUUGCGAGCUUGGGAUUGUACGUGCGCAAGGACGUACGCAGGUGUUUGUGCUGGGUGGCGGGCGGCGUCUACGAGAAUUUGCUCUUCUUUCCCGUGAUCAAAUUGCUCAAAGCCCGGUACCCUGGCGUCAAGGUCGACAUCGUCACUUCGGCCCGAGGAAAGCAGGUGUACGAGAUGAACAAGUAUGUAAAUAAAGCUUACGCCUUCGAUGUCGAUGCAGAGUGGGUCGAACCCGUCGAGCUCAACGAGUUUAUUGGCGUGUUAAGGGACCAGUACUACGACAUGGUGCUGUCGACGAAAUACGCAGGGUUCAAGCACUGCACGACGCUGUACAUGAUCGGAGGACGGACGAGACGCAUCAGCUACGUGCUGCCGUACCACAGCGAGUGGGUGUCGAACUCGUUCCUCACGACGUCGCUCAUGCCUCCCCGGGAGAAUCUGGCGGACGGGGGAUACCACAUGUACAAAGAGUUGAUUGACUAUCUGGCGCAGCCAGGAAAUGGGGUCCCCGAGCAAGCGGUUCCGAUGAUGGAAGUCGGUGUCCCGAAGAGAGUCAGAGCUGUUGCCACGAGCAAGUACACGGAGGCAGGGGUCGAGGCCGGCAAGUUCGUCGUCUUCCACGGCGUCGAGUCAGAUUCUGGAGCUUCCAUGCAAACCAAGGGAGACUCUGACAGUCUGCUUCCCCCGGAAUUCUGGGCAAAACUGAAAGCUUCGGCAGGGACUAGCGUUUUGGUCGUCAUACCGAAUAUGAAGGACAAGAAGAAGGUUAUUGCCGCAUGCGGAGAUGAUGUUCAUGUCGUGUUUAUCACAACCCCAGGCCAGUUGGGAGCGAUCAUAAGAGAUUCCGCUGGAGUCGUGAGUACCAACACCGCGGCUGUGCAAAUUGCAAUCGCUUUCAACAAACCCAGUGUUGCAAUCUUUGGAUCUGACGAAAAAGCUUCCCUCUUCGUUCCACCUCUAGCCAAAAAGUGCAAGGUAGUGACAUCGAAGACCGGAAAAUUAGCAGACGUAGAGGUCGAUGAAGCAAUCUCUGCGUGGAAGUCCGCUUAUUUGGGACAACUGGCUCUGACUGCCUAGAUACACUAUACAGUACUCAAACAAAUUUUCUCACUUUCACAUGUAAUUUUACAAAAGCCGAAGGCUCGAUCUCUUUCUGCUGUGAAGUAGAGCACAUUCACUUCCAGUCUGGUGCAGAUAUGGGACCAUACUAUCUGUUGGCCUGGGUAUAAUCUGAAUCCUGUCAAAGACUGGUUGGAUUCAAUGACUGACUCCAAGCACGACGUUGGCGGUGUUGCUCUUCUGCUUCUGGUGGCCAAAAGGUCACAUCACAGCAAGUGAGAUCUCAUUUCCAGGUGCUUGAUUACUUGAAGCUCGCACUGCUGUCAGUGAACGAACGGUUUCCCAACUAGCCGAGGAGCUUCUUCAGCACCAGGAUCAUGCCGGAAAUGGAUCUUAGACCCAAAGAAUACACCAGCCAUGGUAGCACAACGUUCGAGCAAGUCUCCAUUAUCAAAACCAGGGCAUGGAUACUGCCGUACUGUCAACUGUCGCAUGUGAAGUGGAAUCGAUCCAAAUGUCACCUUAGAGAACAAUGAGUCACACGUUUGGAUGUGUAGGCUAUGUAAUCUCGAUCCCCUAUGUGCUGACAGUCAGUGACCGGAUACGUGCUGAUAACGAUAAAGAGUGCAGCAAAGAACAUAUAAGUAAAAUAAAGAAAAGUCGAACCAUAUCGAUGUACCAUUGUAAGUCUAUCUAAAUAGACACAUAUCACAGCCACAUAUUGCUACUUACAAGUUUUCUGCAGAUUGCCGUAGGUAGAGAUCAAGCCUGUUACACGACAAUCUUUGUAGCCCAACAUCUGACGUGAGAAGGGAUUAAAAACUAACGG
This is a messenger RNA of Marchantia polymorpha subsp. ruderalis, 2497 nucleotides long. NCBI's taxonomy places the organism in Eukaryota, Viridiplantae, Streptophyta, Marchantiopsida, Marchantiales, Marchantiaceae. The record is from the annotation of a GenBank genome assembly.